Messenger RNA from Fusarium proliferatum ET1, 744 nucleotides. RefSeq lists its product as uncharacterized. The record is from RefSeq and is a predicted model, not a curated record. The coding region runs from base 1 to 744 and encodes 247 amino acids. NCBI's taxonomy places the organism in Eukaryota, Fungi, Ascomycota, Sordariomycetes, Hypocreales, Nectriaceae. The transcript has a single exon.
AUGGCGGCAUCUUCAGCCCUGCGGCCGACGAUGCUGGCGCUUGGUCUAACGCUUGGCGUUCCAGCCAUGUUGUAUUUCAGUAUUUUGGGAGCGUUGGUUGUUGCGCCCUCACUACAAGCUCACGCAAUUUACCUACACAAAGUUACGUUGACGUGGUUCAAGGAUCUAAACACACCGGAGCAAUUUGGAUUCGCUCAUCAUCAAGUCACACCCUUCUACAUCUCAACACCGGAUGGAGUCAAGCUGCACACAUGGCAUGUGCUCCCUUUAACGACAUAUGAGUCGCACCAGGAAGAAUUGUUGGCCCAAGGGCCAGACGGUGGAUUGGUAGACAGGUUUGAAGAUGCUUUGAACUUCCGUCUACUGAAAGAGAACCCAAAUGCUCGCCUGGUCAUUUACUUCCAUGGCACCAGUGGAACUAUGGCCAGUGGUUGGCGCCCUGAUAGCUACCGCUCUCUCUACUCGGCUGAUUCCGUCAACACCCACGUUCUGACGUUCGACUAUCGCGGGUAUGGAGAGUCAACCGGCUCGCCAAGCGAAGAUGGUAUUAUCAUAGAUGCGGUAACUGUUGCCAACUGGGCCAUGCAUACCGCAGGUAUCCCCCCCGAGCGCAUUGUUAUCUUCGGCCAAAGCCUGGGCUCAGCAGUAGCCAUUGCUCUUGUCAACGAGCUAGCUCACAGGCAACCUCCCGUUCACUUUGCUGGAUUGUGGUUACAGCCACCUUUGCCGACAUCCCCCAAUUGA